AUGUCGUGCUUAUAUUGCAUUGCUUUGCAUGCGGGGAAAAGGGCAAAGAUGUCUCGCGGAAGUGAAGAGCAAGAUGAACUGCUUUAUCAAGACUCAGAUGUAGCAGAACGGCGGGAUAACCGGUGCAAAGUCAAGUGGACACGUGAAGAGGAUGAAUUAUUGAAUUCCCUGGUGACAAAGUAUGGACAUGACUGGAAGUUCCUGGCAAGUCACUUUCCUAACCGCACCGAACAGCAGUGUCAAUACCGCUGGCUAAGGGUGUUAAACCCAGUCUUGGUUAAAGGGCCUUGGACUAAACAAGAAGACCAGAAGGUGAUAGAGUUGGUGAAAAAAUAUGGCACAAAGCAGUGGACGCUCAUAGCCAAGCACUUGAAAGGCAGGCUGGGGAAACAGUGUCGAGAACGCUGGCACAACCACCUGAACCCUGAAGUGAAGAAGUCAUCCUGGACAGAGGAAGAAGACCACAUCAUUUGCGAGGCUCACAAGGUUCUGGGGAACCGAUGGGCUGAGAUUGCGAAGCUACUCCCAGGGAGGACGGACAAUGCUGUGAAGAACCACUGGAAUUCCACUAUCAAAAGGAAGGUGGACACAGGUCGUUUUCUUAAUGAAACUAAAGAAUCCAGUUCCCUCUAUCUGCUGGUGGAGGCAGAAGGCAAGGAAAGCCAAAGUGUACAGGAAACUGCAAGCCAGCCCACCUUUUUAGCCAACUGGCCCGCAAAUGACUUGGAAAUCAAAGAGGAGGAAGCCAGUACUGAAGAGCCAGUCGGCUUCCACCAGCUGCCUUGCGAGCAACCACCUGUGGGCCUGGAGCCGGACGGUGCCGAGGAAGCCUCGGAAAACACAGCGCCGCAUGAUGCCUUGGGGGAAGAGUCUCCAUACACGUGGGUGGUAGAAGCUGGCAGCUACCUGUGUACUGCUGCCGUUCCAUCCAUUACAGAAGCUCUGAAUAUGAUCGAAUCUGACCCCGACGGCUGGUGUGAUCUUACUCAGUUUGACCUGCCGGAGGAUCCCUCCGCAAGCAGUAGCCCCGAUAACCACACCUCCAUCAAGCCCUACUCUUCCUCGCCAAACGUGACCGAGUACCGUUUGGAUGGCCACACCAUUUCGGACCUGAGCAAAGGCAGCAAGGGUGAGCUCAUUCCCAUCUCCCCGCGCACCGACAUGAUCUUCGGCACGCCACCCUCCGUGCUCAAGCGGCAGAAGAAGAGAAGAAUCAGCCUCUCGCCGGUCACAGAGGGAAGCACCGCCACCAGCCUCUCCUUCCUGGAUUCCUGUAGCAGCAUGACCCCCAAGAGCACCCCCGUCAAGAGCACCCCUGUCAAGACACUGCCAUUCUCCCCCUCUCAGUUUCUAAAUUUCUGGACCAAACAGGAUACGCUGGACCUUGAGAGCCCUUCAUUAACCUCCAUACCUGUGUGCAGCCAGAAAGUAAUAGUGACCACUCCAUUACACCGAGACAAGACACCAUUGCUCCAGAAAAAUUCUGCGUUUGUGACACCUGAUCAGAAAUAUGCAGCAGACAACACGCCUCGUACACCGACGCCUUUCAAGAAUGCUCUGGAGAAGUAUGGUCCCCUGAGGCCUUUGCCGCCAACACCUAGCCUAGAAGAAGAUUUGAAGGAGGUACUACGGAGUGAAGCUGGUAUUGAGCUGAUCAUAGAAGAUGAUGUGAAGGCAGAGAGGCAGAAGAGGAAGCAAGGCUUGCACAGGAGUCCAAUGAAAAAGGUCCGGAAAUCCCUUGCCUUAGACAUUAUGGCUGAAGACUUGAAGUUGACCGUUUCCACCAUGGCCAAGCCUGUGUGCUUCAAAAGAGCUCAGCCUGUGAACUUCCUUUCCCAGUCCCUAAACCUGUCCUUGUCGAGCAGCAAGAAUGACAGCAGCCUGCUCAACCGAGGGUUCAUUCAAAUAAAGACCGAGAAAGCCCCGUCUUCCAAGAGAGUCCAAAGCAAGUACAGGCCACCAGCUCCGAUGUCCAGUGCCUGGAAAACGGUGGCAUGCGGUGGCUCUAGAGAUCAGCAGAUCAUGCAAGACAAAGCUCGACAGAUCUUGGGCGUGUUGAAACAGAACCACACAUCACGGACACUGAUCUUAUCUUGAAGGACUCUGUAACCAUUUGUAGUUUAUUAUUUUUAUAUCAAAUGGGGCAAG
Messenger RNA from Euleptes europaea (tarantolino), 2148 nucleotides. It is a transcript of the gene MYBL2, whose product is annotated as MYB proto-oncogene like 2. The transcript is spliced from 15 exons. Gene Ontology annotation, biological process: regulation of DNA-templated transcription. Bases 1 to 2097 code for a protein of 698 amino acids. Gene Ontology annotation, cellular component: nucleus. Lineage: Eukaryota; Metazoa; Chordata; Lepidosauria; Squamata; Sphaerodactylidae. The record is from RefSeq and is a predicted model, not a curated record. Gene Ontology annotation, molecular function: DNA-binding transcription factor activity, RNA polymerase II-specific; RNA polymerase II cis-regulatory region sequence-specific DNA binding.